AUGCACGCACGCCUUGUCCGCCGCCGUUGCGCGCGCACGACUUGCCCGCCGCCAUCACUCUCCCCACCGCCCAUUUUCUCCUUUCCGCGGCUGCCCUCCCUUCCCCCCCUUUCGCCGGUGUUCUCCCCUCCCUUUGUGGUGCGCCGAACCCCUCCUCCCCCCCCCCCCCCCCCCUUCUCCUGCCUCUUUUGCACCACCUCCUCCCUCUCCGCUCAUCACAUCCGCCUCUUACACUCCUUCCCCUCUCUUCUCUCCUCCCUAUCCUUCGUGCUCCUCCUCCCUUCCUCCACCUCCUUCCUCUCCGCCUCUCCUGCAACUAGCUGUUGUCGUUGCCUGUCACUUGGUGAUCGUGCUCCUAUCUCCUCACAUUCCACUCCUUCACCCUCCUCCUCCUCUUACCUCUCUCCCUCCACUUCCCCUCACCUUCUCACCUCUUCCUCCACCUCUCUUCUCUCCCUAUCUGCUACAGCUGUAUCAAACUACUCCACUGUUGUCCCUCCUCCUCUUGUUUCUCCCCACAGCAGCGCAGCAGCAGAGUACUCCACCGUUGUCCCUCCUCCUCUUGUUUCUCCCCUCAGCGGCGCAGCACCAUACUACAACACCGUUGUCCCUCCUCCUCUUGUUUCUCCCCUCAGCAGCGCACCAGCAGACUACUCCACCGUUGUCCCUCCUCCUCUUGUUUCUCCCCUCAGCGGCGCAGCAGCAGACUACAAUACCGUUGUCCCUCCUCUUGCUUCUCCCCUCAGCGGCGCAGCAGCAGACUACUCCACCGUUGUUCCUCCUCUUUUUUCUCCCCGCAUCCUCUUUCCACCGUACCUCCUCUCCUACCCUUGCCUUCCCUACUCUCUGCUCCCUUCACUGCCCCUUCCUCCCUUUGCACCUGUCCUACUUGCCGCUGGAUCUCUCCUCUUCUCUGCCCCUCUGCCUGGAUUCCACUGUCCCAUCAGCAUCGCCGCUCUUUUGCCGCAUUAA
This is a messenger RNA of Closterium sp. NIES-65, 972 nucleotides long. NCBI's taxonomy places the organism in Eukaryota, Viridiplantae, Streptophyta, Zygnematophyceae, Desmidiales, Closteriaceae. The record is from the annotation of a GenBank genome assembly.